CCCGCGUAUAAAGACCUGCGAGUGCGACACUUGUGGACCAAUGGCGAAGUCUCCCUCUAGUGACGAUACAGAGAAUUUGUACAAUAAAUCAUUUUGUCUUAAGUUUGUCUCUGGGGAGGGACAGUUUUUACUGUACAAGUCUCCUGGAAUUGAAAAGACUGUGAAGACUGGACCGGGACACCUCUUAAAGAACAAUGGCAUGGACAUUAAGGUCACUGACUAUGCUGCUGUUUCUGGCAUAUCUACAGGCAAUAGAGGAGGAGGAUAUCAGAGCUGGCUGCAGCACGGCGGUGAAUGACCUAGUCUACAUCAUAGAUGGCUCGUGGAGCGUGGGCCACAGUGACUUCAAAAAGGCCAAGAGCUGGCUCGUCAACAUCACCAGCGGCUUCGACAUCAGCUCCCACUACUCACAGGUGGCCGUGGUGCAGUACAGCGACACCCCUCGUCUGGAGAUCCCCUUGGGGAAGCACCACGGUGGCCCGGACCUCAUCCAGGCCAUCGAGGGCAUCAGCUAUCUGGGCGGGAACACUCAGACGGGCCGAGCCAUCAAGUUCGCCGUAGAUCAUGUGUUCCCGUCCUCGCAGCGCACCAGCACCGUCAAGAACCGCAUUGCGGUGGUGGUGACGGACGGAAAGUCCCAGGAUGAUGUGGUGGAUGCUAGCGUGGAGGCACGGGCGCAAGGCGUCAUUGUGUUCGCCGUGGGAGUGGGCACCGAGAUCACCACCUCAGAGCUGAUGUCCAUCGCCAACAAGCCGGGGGGGACCUACGUGUUGUAUGCCGAGGACUACGCCAACAUAGACCGAAUCCGAGACUCCAUGGAGCAGAGACUGUGUGAGGAGUCUGUGUGUCCUACGCGUAUCCCAGUGGCCUCCAGGGAUGAGAAGGGCUUUGAGUUGAUGCUGGGCAUGAAUAUCCACCAGAAGACCAAAAAGAUCCAAGGCUCUCUGGUGUCUGAGACAGCCUUCUCCUUGACCACCUCAACAGACAUCACAGAGAACACAAGGGAGAUCUUCCCCGAGGGUCUGCCUCCAUCCUAUGUGUUUGUGGCCACGGUCCGCCUCAAGGGUUCAGCCAAACAGGACAAGUUUGACCUGUUGAGGAUCCUUUCUAAAGAUGGCGUCACCCAGGCAGCAGUGACACUGAACGGAGCGGACAAGUCUGUCACUUUCACGACCACCAGCACCACCAAUGAGGAGCAGCUAGUCACCUUUAAUGUGCAGGGAAUUGGGAGUUUCUUUGAUGAAGGCUGGCACCAGCUGAAGCUGCUCGUGAGGCCCCGGCAAGUAACCGGUUUCCUGGACGAUGAGGAGAUCCAGGAAGUGGCGCUACUGGAGCCGGUGGAGCCAAUCUACAUCAACGGCAAGACGCAGGUCGCCAAGAAGUUUGGGGCGGAGACCACAGUCCCUGUGGAGAUACAGAAACUGCGCCUUUAUUGUGACCCUCAUCAAAGCGAGAGAGAGACAGCCUGUGAAAUCUACUCUGUGGAUGAUGAGAGGUGUCCCCUGGAUCGUGAGCCCACAGUGGAGGAAGUGGAGUGUGACUGUGCUAAUGGCAGCCCAGGACCACCUGGCCCUCCUGGACCUAUGGGUCUUCGAGGCGAGAUAGGAAGAGCAGGACCACCAGGCCCUGACGGUAAGCCUGGAACCCAGGGUGAGCCUGGUGGGUCUGGAGAACCUGGGUUUCCUGGCGAGACGGGUGAAUUGGGCCAACUAGGACCCAGCGGGGCUCCAGGUCUGACAGGUGGCAAAGGCGAGAGAGGGGAUCCAGGACUGCCGGGGAAACCGGGCCCGCCAGGACCAAAGGGUCCUGCCACCUCACAAUUAAACCUGGGCUCUGUUGGAAUUCCAGGGAAAAAGGGACUUCCGGGUGAGAGGGGACAAACCGGACCUCCGGGUGAGAUUGGACCAAUGGGGGGACCAGGAGUGCAGGGCAAAGAUGGAGUGAUUGGGCCGGUGGGACCAAAGGGAGACAAAGGAGAUAUUGGAAUGUCUGGUGCUGAUGGACAACAGGGGGUACCGGGGAUCCGGGGGCUUCCUGGAGGGGCGGGGCCAACAGGACCUAAGGGAGAGAGAGGAGCACUUGGGCAGAAGGGAUCAACAGGUCCAAAAGGUCCACAGGGAAUUCAAGGCCCCCAGGGAGACCCUGGAGCCAGUGGACGCGAUGGCCCAAAGGGAAGUGAGGGGGAGCGAGGUUCCGAUGGCUCUCCAGGAAUGCCAGGCCAAAAGGGCACACCAGGAGAGGCAGGCUUCCUUGGGUCCCCGGGCACUAAUGGCCUACCUGGGUUCAAAGGUCCUAAGGGAGAAACUGGAGAGGCGGGUCCCAGAGGUAGUCAGGGCGAACGAGGCACCGAUGGGGCCCUUGGGAACCCCGGCUUACCAGGUGAAGCUGGACCCAGGGGAGGCAAAGGACAGAAAGGCAUCACGGGGGAUAUCGGUGUCAGAGGCACCGAUGGGAAGAAAGGGGGCAUGGGACACGUGGGGGCUGCUGGCCCACGGGGAUCUCCCGGCGAGGACGGGUUGCCUGGGCAACCGGGAACGCCGGGCUACCCUGGGAAACCUGGGAAGCCUCCUUCUGACGACCACAUGAUGAAGCUCUGCGGCGAUGUGUUGCGGAAUCAGCUCCCCCAGCUGCUGCAGACACUAUCCCCUCUCAGCAGAUGUGAGCCGUGUGAGACGGUGAAGGGACCUCCGGGACAGCCUGGAGCACCAGGACUCAAAGGUUCCUCAGGAACCCCGGGCUAUCCCGGUAGAAUCGGCUCACCAGGAUAUCCAGGAACCCCCGGCAUGCAGGGGCCCCAGGGUGUCAAAGGUGACACUGGAACAAGAGGACUCAAAGGCACCAAAGGAGAGGGCCGUCCAGGGUCACCAGGCCCUACUGGACAGUCAGGAGUUCAGGGGCCUCGCGGAUCGGAUGGCAUCGGACGCCCGGGCACUCAGGGGAUGCCUGGGAAGUCAGGAAGUCCCGGAAUGCCAGGGAAACAAGGGUCAUCAGGACUACCAGGAGUGUGUGACAUGUCUUCUUGCUACCAGGCCUACAACCUCAGGAAUGACCCCUACAGCAAAGGGCCCAACUUCUGAGAGGAAGGGGCCCCUAGAGGGGAGGACGGGCUUCAAUGUGGGGGUCAAGAUGCAACGUCAUACAGUACUUUAAGACAGUGACAUAAAAUCUUUUCGGCAAAGGGGAGUAUUUAGCUGCAGGCUUUUGCUCCAGCCAUACACUAUAACACACCUGAAAAUGGAAUAAAGGUCUGCACCCACACUGGCUCUUUGCAGAUAAAAUUGGACACCAAUGCUUAAAAGCCAUCUCCUCGUGGACACCCAGACAUUUCACAUAUUUGUUCUCGCCCUGAACUGGCACACCUGAUUCCGUUAGUAAAGGGCUUGGUGAUAAUUGACUAAUUGAAUCAGGUGUGCCAGUUUAGAGAUACAACAAAUAUGUAAAAAUACCUAUGGUCCCUGAGGAGAGGGUUGGGAAACCCUGUUUUAAGGCAUAUGGGAGUCCACUUUGCUGUUCAGUAGAAAUAUUUGUCCCGAUUAACUGAAACUAGGUCUACGUAUAUUGAGACAUAUUGUUGGUUUCAUAUACUGUAUGUUUGUAGGUUUCAGGAUAAAUGAUAGAAACCAUAUGUUUUGGACUUUUAAUGGUGAUUGCCCAAAGAGAAUCAUCAUAGUCCUUGGUACUGUAACACUACCUCCUUGCUGGACACAAGGCAUUACAUAUAAGUACACCAGUGAAAAAUGUUUUGUAAAACCAGGGUAUGAAACAUAUUUAAAAAAUGUUAUACCAUAAGAUGUUGUUGUCAAGCCCUCCAUAUGUAAAUAUUUUACAGCAUGUCAAAAUGUAAAUAUGUUGCGGGCUGAGGUAAACACAGAGUAACUGCUAAUUAGUACAAUAUCAGGCUACCUGGAUUCAACCACAGAAUGUGCUAAUAUAGUAAGUGCCUGGUGCAUUUUUACAAGACAACAUUGUGAGAAUUUCGGCUUAAAAUGUAUCCCAACUACGAAAACUGUACUGUAGAUAAUAUAUUAAUUCACCUCAGGAACUGCUUCAAAUGUGUUUUGCAUAUCUUUGUUAAAACAUGUUCUUUGUUUGAUAUAGCCAAAUGAUUCAUACUGCAUUGUCCAUACUUCAUGUACAUUUUACUUUAAAUAUCAUACUAUACUUUAUUCAAAUACUACAGUAUACCUCCUGAUGUAACUACAGGGGCUACAUGAUGUGUUAUACCUCCUGAUUUAACUACAGGAGCUACAUGAUGUGCUAUACCUCCUUAUUUAACUACAGGAGCUACAUGAUGUGCUAUACCUCCUUAUUUAACUACAGGGGCUACAUGCUGUGCCAUGGAAGAUGACAGACGCUGACAUAUGUAUGAAUGGUUAAGCUGUUUUGGUGUUGUUUUUUCACAUUUAAAAUAUUGUAAUAUAUUUUCAGAUGCUUUUAUGUAUUUUAUGAUAUCCAAGUUUCCAUCUUUUACAUCAACUGUUAUGUGGUUAUAUGGUUGGACUGUACUGUAUAUGGGUGAUUCUGCAUGAUUGGUGCAAAAAAAGAUCUAAGUAUCCAAACUUAGGACAUGUAUUUACCUCAUGAUAUGUUCUCAUACAAUCCAAGGCAAUAACAAACAUACAGUUACAUUUAAUAUAGUACAACGUCAUUGUUUAUACAGCUAAAAAUAUUCAGAGGUGGCUGUCUCAAAUCUUGACUCCUAAACUUCAUGUUUGAAAAUAAAGCAAAUCAUGAUUUUUGUAA
Molecule: messenger RNA, 4743 nt
Organism: Oncorhynchus masou masou (cherry salmon)
Lineage: Eukaryota; Metazoa; Chordata; Actinopteri; Salmoniformes; Salmonidae
Product: collagen alpha-1(XXI) chain-like
Exons: 31
Coding region: 195-3077 (960 amino acids)
Source: RefSeq, a predicted model, not a curated record